Messenger RNA from Nerophis ophidion (straightnose pipefish), 3153 nucleotides. RefSeq names its product homeobox protein unc-4 homolog. Lineage: Eukaryota; Metazoa; Chordata; Actinopteri; Syngnathiformes; Syngnathidae. The record is from RefSeq and is a predicted model, not a curated record. Gene Ontology annotation, molecular function: sequence-specific double-stranded DNA binding; DNA-binding transcription factor activity, RNA polymerase II-specific. The transcript has 3 exons. Gene Ontology annotation, biological process: regulation of DNA-templated transcription. Bases 1 to 1548 code for a protein of 515 amino acids.
AUGGACAGUCGCGUCCUCGAGCAUCAUCCGCACGCCCACUUCGGAGGCUCCUUGGGCGGGCUGGUGGGCUUCCCGUACCCGCUCGGUCCUCACCACCACCACCACCAUCACCACCACCAGCACCAUCAGCAGCAGCACCACCAUCACUCCCAGCCGCACGUCUACGAGCUCGCGGGCGGGCACCAGCUCCCAUCCGCGGCCGCCGUCCCCUUCUCCAUAGACGGAUUACUUAACGGCGCCUGCUCAGCCUCGGUGGUCAGCUCCAGCGGGCUCUUGUCGCCCGACGGACAGUACAAACUCUCCGAUUCCGGGGACCCGGACAAAGAAAGUCCUGGUUGCAAACGGAGAAGAACCAGGACCAACUUCACCGGCUGGCAGCUGGAGGAGCUGGAAAAGGCCUUCAACGAGAGCCACUAUCCGGACGUCUUCAUGCGGGAGGCACUGGCCCUCAGGCUCGACCUAGUGGAGUCCAGGGUUCAGGUUUGGUUCCAGAAUCGACGUGCUAAGUGGAGGAAGAAGGAAAACACGAAGAAAGGGCCUGGGCGGCCUGCGCACAACUCCCAUCCGACCACAUGCAGCGGCGAGCCCAUGGACCCCGAGGAGAUCGCGCGGAGGGAGCAGGAGCGCGCAGAGAAGAAGAAGCGCAAACAAGAGCGGAAGCUGCUCAAGUCGCAGAACAAACUUCUGCAAGGGGACAGCUUCCACACGCCCGGCGGUUCCGAGAGCGACAGCGGCGUGUCGCAGUUCACCGACAGCGAGCAGCAGCCUUGUUCAGGCCCGAACGGGAAUAUUCACAUGGAACUUCCCCAGAUGACUAGAGGCGCCGAAGAAGGAGGACACCAAACCGAACCCAGCUGUGACCAAACCCGACACGACUUCAACCCCCAAAACCAAAGAAGAGAAUCAGAGCAGGUUUCUCCGGGCAGUACGCACAGCUCUGGUAACACUGCAGGUCCGAGAUCCUCGGCCUUGCAGAAGCGCAACCCUUUCAGCGUCGAAAGCCUUCUCUCGGACGCCGCGCCUCGACGGAAGCCACAUCUGGACUUCUCCUCUCUGCCCACUCAGAGGACACUGGUGGGUAAAGGGCACUUCUUGCUUUACCCCAUUACCCAUCAGCCCCUCGGGUUUCUUGUGCCACAAACAGCCUUGAAGGCGGCGCCGUGUCAGGAGAACAUCAAUGGGCUCCAUCUGGGACACAGCCUCCAACAGACUCCCACUGACCUCUCUUGCGGUCUUACUAAGCCUACAACCACGGAUCAUAAAACACACCACCAUAACAGUCCUGAUAGCAAUAGAGGCGACACCGAGGAGCAUGCUGGCGACUGCGGUGCGCUUUCCGUCUGUCGGACGUCUCCGGGGUGCGUCGAUUCCGAAGAGACGGCAAGUUUGACAGUCCAAACAGAGGCCAAGCUGAUCAACGGCUGCCAAACUGAGGAACAGAGCGCCAAAGAGGAGCCAGCAUCGCCGGACCUCUCCGAGAGUCUGAGCGUAAACACAGACUGUAGAGAGGCGGCCGAAACAGACGGUGAAGACGUGGAUAUGGACUAAGUCACACUAAGGCGCCUUGCUCAGACACUGUCAGAAAUAAGGGCACAGUUGGAAUCCCUUUUGGUAAUCAAGGUACAGUCUACAUGUACCUCACAGAGCUGAUUGGUGGACUCAAUGGCCGCUAAAGCUACAGGAAUGUUCCCGAGCUGUCAAAGGCUCAAUGGAUACAAAAACCUUUAAGCUUUGGCAAGUUGUACUCCCUGGUGGUACAUUUUGUAUUGAGAGUGAACUGUUCAAACAUUCCCAAAGCUCUGCAUACAGUAGAUGCUUGCAAACAUAUCAGGAAUAGACGCAUUUCCACCUAGCCGUGCAGUUCAGUUCGCUGUGGUACAGUCUGGAAUGGUACAACCCUGAUCAAGUGCACUGUAAAACAGCAUAAAGGCAUUAUAGUAGUGCAACAAAAGCCUCUAGUGCACAGAAAUUUGUCAAAAUAGCUGCGUCAAUUGUGUGUUGACCCAAUUUUACAAAGCCCUGGCAAAGCGCUUUCAUACAGAACUCUGCAAAAGUAGAACAUUUGCUGCAAUUAUGUCAAACUUAGUCAAUUUCACCAAGAUUUUGCCGCAAUUAUGUGUUCCUAACGCCAGUUUUACACAGAUCUGGCAAAAAAACAAAAACACCUUUCAUACAGAACCCAGCGAAGGUGGCAUAUUGCCGCAAUUAUGAGCGACUAAGCAUGUUUCAUACAGAUCUGGCAAAAAACACACCUUAUAUACAAAACCGAGUAAAGGCGAAAUAUUGCUGCAAUUAUGUGGGAUUAAACCACUUUUACACAGAACUGGCAAAAAAAAACCCUUUCAGACAGAACCCACCAAAGGUGGAAUAUUGCCGAAAUUAUGUGCGAUUUAGGCAAUUUCACAAAGAUAUUGCUGCAAAUAUGUGUUACUAAUGGCAGUUGAACACAGAUCUGGCAAAAAACAAAAAAACACCUUUCACACAGAACCCAGCGAAGGUGGAAUUUUGCCGCAAUUAUGUGCAACUAAGUCACAUUCACAAAGAUCUGGCAAAAAUAAAUCCUAUAUACAGAACCCAGCAAAGGUGAAAUAUUGCUGCAAUUAUGUGGGAUUAACCAUUUUUACACAGAACUGGCAAAAAAAAACACCUUUCAUAAAGAACGUGGCAAAUGUGGAAUAAUGUCGAAAUUAUGUGUGACUAUGACAGUUUUUCACAGAUCUGGCAAAAAACACACCUUUCUUACAAAAACCCAGCAAAGGCUAAAUAUUGCCGCAAUUAUAUAUGCGAUUAACCCACUUUUACACAGAACUGGCAAAAAACCCCAACUUUCAUACAGAACCCGGCGAAUGUGGAAUUUUCCGAAAUUAUGUGCGACUUAGUCAAUUUCAUAAAGAUAUUGCCGCAAAUAUGUGUUACUAACGGCUGUUUUACACAGAUCUGGUAAAAAAAACCCCGACCUUUCAUACAGAACCCACCAAAGGUGGAAUUAUGCCGUAAUUAUGUGCGACUAAGUCACAUUCACAAAGAUUGGGCAAAAAACACACCCUACAUACAGAACCCAGUAAAGGCGAAAUAUUGCUGCAUUUAUGUGGGAUUAACCACUUUUACACAGAACUGGCAAAAAGACACCUUUCAUACAGUACCCGGCAAAUG